Triticum dicoccoides is the source of this 1721-nucleotide messenger RNA. RefSeq lists its product as uncharacterized. The transcript is spliced from 4 exons. The record is from RefSeq and is a predicted model, not a curated record. Gene Ontology annotation, molecular function: endonuclease activity; nucleic acid binding; zinc ion binding. Lineage: Eukaryota; Viridiplantae; Streptophyta; Magnoliopsida; Poales; Poaceae. Bases 979 to 1527 code for a protein of 182 amino acids.
CUUUUUUAUGCAAGUUUGUGAUUUCUGAAGUAGUGGAUCCUACCAUGUUUCAAACUCGCAGAGCAUAUUGAAGGUGGUACAAAUCAUUGCAGAGUGAAUUACAAGUAGCUAUAUGUGGAUUGGAAUUUAUUGAAACUUUGCAUAUUCAAAAUUUUAAGUCGAAUGAGACGUGCAUUGCACAUGCAUGCUUACUAGUAUUACAAAGCGGAGGGAAUACUAAUUAAGGUAAUUGUAUAUUGUAGCAACGUCUAAGUCACGUGUUUGCAUACUUAUGGCCAGUGAAUGAUGUGGGCAUUUUUUUAUUGUCUUGCCACCGUACAUGAUCGAGUUACAUCGGGGAAUCGAUCCGUGUGAUCCGCAUAGUGUUGUACUCUACAGGGUCAAUCUACCUUGUCAUUUAGUGUGUGCAGCAGUCUUUGUACAUUACAUGAUAUAAUCGGGACAAAAAAAAUUGCAAUCUUUACGGUGGUGGCGAUUCUCGAUGAAUAUUAUCAUUUUAUUUGUGAACUUGGUGUAUCACUGAUUGCAAAUCUAGAUUAAUACCGGACUGAACUUGGUGUAUCACUUAUUUGUAAACAAAAAUAGUUUGAACAUUGUAAUAAGAAGGCAAAUAUAGAUGCUCAUGAGCUUGAUGACUAGAUUUUCCUUGACGUUGGAUUGGUUUGAGGAAUCUCUGACUGAAAUUGUGCGUUUCUCAUAAACGAUGUAACCGUUAUUUUCAAUGAACAAAGUUUUAGGUGUUUUGUGAAAAAUAAUAGAUCGGGAUAUUUUUGAAAAAAACAUAGCAUGAUAUUUUAACCUUAGAUUUGUCUUAUCCAUUUGUUGUGAGAUUAGUGCGAGCAGACCCUUUGCUCGAGCCUUUUCCGGAGAGACCUACCUCGAGGUAUCUCAGAAAUCAACGGCUCAAAAUAAACCCCGGAAACCGAAUCCCUGCGCCCACACAGACACUGUGACGGAACUCCUCCAGAUAGGAAGAUAAUGGUGGGCCGGAAGCCGAUGCGCCGGCGCCGCGCCGACCACCCGCCUCCGCCGCCGCCACAGUCCUUCGGUGCCACGGCCCGGCCGACCUCCCCCCGCUCCUCCACCUCCGCCUCCGCCGUCGCCGACCUGGACGAGCUGCUCCACACGCCGUCCGCGUCGGAGCCCCGGAGCUUCCCGCACGCGGUGAAGCAGCAGUGCUGGGAGAAGGCCGAGAAGGUGCCUGGGCGCGACCCGGAGAGGUGGCGCCGCGACGCGCUCGGCAACAUCGUCUUCCGCAAGCUCGUCGGCUGCCCCGGCUGCCUCUGCCACGACUACGACCACAUCGUGCCCUACUCCAAGGGCGGGAAGAGCACAUUGGAGAACUGCCAGGUUUUGCAGGCUACUGUGAAUCGAUCUAAAGGGAACAAUACUGAGAUAUCCAAAUCUGAACUAGCACAGAGAAGCGCAUAUUGUCGGGUUUCAGGACGUGAUAUGGAUCUUUUUGAACUCUCUGCCUUUGGGAAUGUUCGACGAGGGCCAGAUUCAGGGGGCUGCAAAAUCCAAUGAAGAAAUGAACAUAUCUGAUGUGAUGUUAACCAGCUUUGAGCAGUUGCCUCGAAUCUGUGAAGAGAAAGCUUGGUUGAUGGUUGUGUCAAAUAUUAUCAGUUAUAUGUCUGUAAUUUGACACUUUGAGUGAAUUAUCCAAGGAAAAAGGAUCUGCUAUUUUGCAGCCCAAUAUAUGUUGUGUUCAGUACGAAGUA